CGUGCUCAGCCACUUCCCCGCCGCAGCUCCCUCCACUACACCUCACCCAGGCACUGGGACCUCCGGUGGCCGCCUGCCCCGAGCCGAGGCUGCACCUGUGAAGAGGCUGGGCAGCCUGUCCUCCCGGCACGGCAGGCAGGAUGGGCGACAUGGCCAACAGUUCCAUCGAGUUCCACCCCAAGCCCCAGCAGCAGCGGGAGGCCCCCCACGCGGGCGGCUUUGGGUGCACACUGGCUGAGCUGCGUGCCCUCAUGGAGCUCCGAGGAGCUGAGGCGCUGCAGAAGGUCCAGGAGGCCUACGGGGAUGUCAGUGGGCUCUGCAGGAGGCUGAAGACCUCGCCCACAGAGGGCCUGGCCAACAAUGCCAAUGACUUAGAGAAGCGCAGGCAGAUCUACGGGCAGAACUUUAUCCCUCCCAAGCAGCCCAAGACCUUCCUGCAGCUGGUGUGGGAGGCCCUGCAGGACGUGACCCUGAUCAUCCUGGAGGUGGCUGCCAUUGUCUCCCUGGGCCUUUCAUUCUAUGCGCCGCCGGGGGAGGAGAGCGAAGCAUGCGGGAAUGUGUCAGCUGGGGCAGAAGACGAAGGGGAGGCCGAGGCAGGCUGGAUCGAGGGAGCCGCCAUCCUGUUGUCGGUCACCUGCGUGGUUCUGGUCACGGCCUUCAAUGACUGGAGCAAGGAGAGGCAGUUCCGGGGCCUGCAGAGCCGCAUCGAGCAGGAACAGAGGUUCUCGGUCAUCCGGGAUGGCCAGCUGCUGCAGGUCCCCGUGGCCGCACUCGUGGUGGGAGACAUUGCCCAGGUCAAGUACGGAGACCUGCUGCCUGCUGAUGGCGUGCUCAUCCAAGGCAAUGACCUCAAGAUCGAUGAGAGCUCCCUGACAGGCGAGUCAGACCACGUGCGCAAAUCAGCUGACAAAGACCCCAUGCUGCUCUCAGGUACUCAUGUCAUGGAAGGUUCUGGAAGAAUGGUGGUGACUGCCGUUGGUGUGAACUCCCAGACAGGCAUCAUCUUUACCUUGCUCGGAGCCGGUGGAGAGGAAGAGGAGAAGAAAGAUAAGAAAGGCAAGCAGCAGGAUGGGGCGAUGGAGAGUAGCCAGACCAAAGCUAAGAAGCAGGACGGGGCAGUUGCCAUGGAAAUGCAGCCCCUGAAGAGCGCGGAGGGCGGGGAGAUGGAGGAACGGGAGAAGAAGAAAGCCAGCGUGCCCAAGAAGGAGAAGUCGGUCCUGCAGGGCAAGCUCACCAAACUGGCCGUGCAGAUUGGGAAGGCAGGCCUGGUCAUGUCUGCCAUCACUGUCAUCAUCCUGGUCCUCUACUUUGUGAUUGAGACCUUCGUCGUCGACGGCCGGGUGUGGCUGGCGGAGUGCACGCCCGUCUAUGUGCAGUACUUUGUGAAGUUUUUCAUCAUCGGCGUCACUGUGCUGGUUGUGGCCGUCCCGGAGGGCCUGCCUCUGGCUGUCACCAUCUCCUUAGCUUACUCUGUCAAGAAAAUGAUGAGGGACAACAACCUGGUCCGUCACCUGGAUGCCUGUGAGACCAUGGGAAACGCCACCGCCAUCUGCUCGGACAAGACGGGCACACUCACCACCAACCGUAUGACCGUGGUCCAGUCCUACCUCGGGGACACCCACUACAAAGAGGUUCCAGCCCCCAGCACCCUGACCCCCAAGAUCCUCGACCUCCUGGUCCACGCCAUCUCCAUCAACAGUGCCUACACCACCAAAAUACUACCUCCAGAGAAGGAAGGCGGUCUCCCCCGCCAAGUGGGCAACAAGACCGAGUGUGCUCUGCUAGGCUUUGUCCUGGACCUGAAGCGGGACUUCCAGCCUGUGCGGGAGCAGAUUCCAGAAGAUAAGCUUUACAAAGUCUACACCUUCAACUCGGUCCGCAAGUCCAUGAGCACGGUCAUCCGCAUGCCUGACGGCGGCUUCCGCCUCUUCAGCAAGGGCGCCUCGGAGAUCCUGCUGAAAAAGUGCAGCAACAUCAUAAACAGCUUCGGCGAGCUGCGUGGCUUUCGGCCUCGGGACCGGGACGACAUGGUGAAGAAGAUCAUCGAGCCCAUGGCGUGCGACGGCCUCCGCACCAUAUGUAUUGCCUACCGGGAUUUCUCUGCCGCUCAGGAGCCCGACUGGGACAAUGAGAACGAGGUCGUGGGCGACCUCACCUGCAUAGCUGUCGUGGGCAUCGAGGACCCCGUGCGGCCCGAGGUCCCUGAAGCUAUCCGCAAAUGCCAGCGUGCUGGCAUCACAGUGCGCAUGGUGACCGGGGACAACAUCAACACAGCCAGGGCCAUCGCGGCCAAGUGUGGCAUCAUCCAGCCCGGGGAGGACUUCUUGUGCCUGGAGGGGAAGGAGUUCAACCGGCGCAUCCGCAAUGAGAAAGGCGAGAUAGAACAGGAGCGUCUGGACAAGGUGUGGCCCAAGCUGAGGGUCCUCGCCCGAUCGUCUCCCACCGACAAACAUACUCUGGUCAAAGGGAUCAUCGACAGCAGCACUGGCGAGCAGCGGCAGGUGGUGGCCGUGACCGGGGACGGCACCAACGACGGGCCAGCCCUCAAGAAGGCAGAUGUGGGCUUUGCCAUGGGCAUCGCAGGGACUGACGUGGCCAAGGAGGCCUCAGACAUCAUCCUGACCGAUGACAACUUCACCAGCAUCGUCAAGGCGGUCAUGUGGGGCCGCAAUGUCUACGAUAGCAUCUCCAAGUUCCUGCAGUUCCAGCUGACCGUCAACGUGGUGGCCGUGAUCGUGGCCUUCACGGGUGCCUGCAUUACUCAGGACUCUCCUCUCAAAGCCGUGCAGAUGUUGUGGGUGAACUUGAUCAUGGACACAUUUGCCUCUCUGGCCCUGGCGACAGAGCCACCCACCGAGGCGCUGCUGCUGCGGAAACCGUACGGCCGGGACAAGCCCCUGAUCUCGCGCACCAUGAUGAAGAACAUCCUGGGCCACGCGGUGUACCAGCUCACCAUCAUCUUCACACUGCUGUUCGUCGGGGAGCUCUUCUUCGACAUUGACAGCGGGAGGAACGCACCCCUGCAUUCUCCACCCUCAGAGCACUACACCAUCAUCUUCAACACCUUCGUCAUGAUGCAGCUCUUCAAUGAGAUCAAUGCCCGCAAGAUCCACGGUGAGCGAAACGUCUUCCAUGGCAUCUUCAGCAACCCCAUCUUCUGCACCAUCGUCCUGGGCACCUUUGCAAUUCAGAUCAUCAUCGUGCAGUUCGGCGGAAAGCCCUUCAGCUGCUCCCCCCUGUCCACGGAGCAGUGGCUCUGGUGCCUGUUCGUUGGCGUUGGGGAGCUGGUCUGGGGACAGGUCAUCGCCACCAUCCCCACCAGCCAGCUCAAGUGCCUGAAGGAAGCAGGGCACGGGCCCGGGAAGGAUGAGAUGACUGACGAGGAGCUGGCCGAGGGGGAGGAAGAGAUUGACCACGCCGAGCGGGAGCUCCGCAGAGGCCAGAUCCUCUGGUUCCGGGGCCUCAAUCGGAUUCAGACGCAGAUGGAGGUAGUGAGUACCUUCAAGAGAAGCGGUUCAUUUCAGGGUGCUGUGCGCCGGCGGUCUUCGGUCCUCAGCCAGCUCCAUGACGUAACCAAUCUUUCUACCCCUACUCACAUCCGGGUGGUGAAAGCAUUCCGUAGCUCGCUCUAUGAAGGCCUGGAGAAACCGGAAUCCAAGACCUCCAUUCAUAACUUCAUGGCAACGCCCGAGUUUCUGAUCAAUGACUACACCCACAACAUCCCACUCAUCGAUGACACGGACGUGGAUGAGAACGAGGAGCGCCUGCGGGCCCCCCCACCCCCGUCCCCCAACCAGAACAACAACGCCAUAGACAGCGGUAUCUACCUGACCACGCACGGCACCAAGUCAGCUACCUCGUCAGUGUUUUCUUCCAGACCCGGGAGCCCGCUCCACAGCGUGGAGACGUCCCUCUAAGGGAAGGGCUCCGGGCACACGCACACCGCACACACGCGCACUCGGCCCGGAUGGCACAGGCCUGCAAGGAGAGCACGGCCAAGGCGGCUGAAGAUGGUGCUCGCACGGCACUAGCAAGAAGCCACUCCACCCAAGGCUUCUUAUCUGGGACUGAGGAGGACGAGGGAGAAACUAGAGCGUGAGAAGAGCCGUGUUUCCCUUUUUUCUAUCGAAGCAUUUUUUUAACGAACACUACAGUUCCUCCGCACGUUCGCUGUUCGGGCUGUGCGGUGGGGCGGGGGGCUGGUUUCAGCUGACUGGGCGUUUCCCUGCACCUGCCGGAGAGCAGCUGGCCCGACAGGUUCAUACAGAGAGAAAAAAGAUGACCGUGGCUCGGCAGCGCCCGGAAGGAUGCCCCGCCGGACAGCCUGUCGCUGGGAGCCGCCUGCAAAUGUACCUGCGCCGCCGAGCGCCCCUCCCCCAGGACACAUGUGCGGUCUGUAUGUGUGUGCGUGUGUGCAUAGAUAUGCGUGUGCGUAUAGACAUGUACGUACAUAUAUGACCAGAUGCGUAUUUAAAGAAUAAGGAGCUAUUUAUCAGCAUGAUAUUUCCAUUCCUCUUAUCAGGUGUUUUCAUUUUGAAAUUUCAUUAUUUAUUGUGGCAGGGUUUUUUUUCAGGGAACGAGACUGCAAGAAUAUCUUUUUGGUUGCUUGCCCGCCCCCCACCGCUGCCCCCCACCUUCUGCCCAGCCUCCGUUCUCCAUCCCGGUCCUCCUCCCCGCACAGUUCCUGGGAAUGUUGCUGUGGAGAUUCCUGAGAAGGUCGGGGAGAGAGACACGAGGCCGGAGCGGUUAGAAUUAGAACUUUUGCACUUUGAGACCCCUGCCUAUAGAGGGAAAAAAACAAACAAACAAAAAAAACAAAAACCUUUCAAUGGAAUUUUUUUAUUUAAAAGGAAAAUACCAAAGUAUUGAUAAGAAUGAUCCCCUCCAGUAGGUGGAAAGGGGAGUUUUGCUUUCAGUUUCCUUCGGUUUCAACUCCAAGUCCUGAAUUCUGGCUGGUGGGCUUUCUUUGUCCACGCCCCAACUUCAACAGCAUGAAGCGCUGCCGCCCCCUGCCACGCCGACCCCUUGGAAACACCCAGAACCCGGGAGCAGCCCCAGGAGAGCCAGGUCUGGAGGUGGGGGUGGGGCUGGGGGUGGGGAGACCACCAAGAGUCAGGCAGAACGUGGCGGAGGAAGAGGUACCCUCCAAACCCAAGAGGAGCUGACGUGACCGCAACCGAGAAGUUGGGCUGAGGGGUCUGCCGAGUGACUGGGGCCAGGUCUCAGUCACCACCCGCCAAAGCACUCUUCCGACCCGGGGCUUCUCGUUCAAGGACAACUAUGACCCACAAAGGCAUGGAUUUGUGUCUGCAGCCACCUACGGUGACAUGGGGGAAGCAGGCGCAGGAGCAAAGCCCCUGGGAGCGAUGGCACCUCGCCGCCGUCGCUCCGGUCACAGCUGUGGCUCUGUCUCACGAGCCCGGGAGGCUGAGGAGGUCAGCUUCGCCGUGCCGGCUGAGCACCCUGUCUGCAGGAGGGAGAGCUGGGCCUGGGCUCCCCAGACGGUUCCCUCGGGGACCUCUCCUUGCCGUAUGGGCACCCGUUGUGCCAAGCCUCAGUUUCCCCUGAAUGCACGCUGACCAGGGAGGGAAAUGCAGCAAAAGCAGAGUUUCCUUUACCUUCUGAAUUCAUCUGUCGCAUUUUGCAGAGACGCAGUUGAAGUCCGACCGCAGCGUGAACAUGUGCCUAUCACUUGGGCCUGAGGCUGAGCCACUGAGGGACAGCUGGGAGCUGAGGGACACGGGUCAGAAUGGAAAUGCAGGUGUGGGUGAGCAGCAAGGCCGGCUCACCCGUCAUGUCCCCUGUGCUACCCCCACUGGCAGGGGACUCGCCCAAGCCCACCUGCCUCUGUGAGCAUCUGGGUCGACAUCCAAAACAUGCUCAGUUCCUACCGCUAACCUGAAGGCCAUGUCACCCCUGAGCAGGAGUAGUCAAAUCUCGGGCGAAGGAAUUCCAGUUAGACAAGAAAAUCCCACUUAAGAUGCCAGCUACAGAUAACUUAAAGCCAUCCCUUUAUUCCAAAGGGCACACUGAGAAUGUUACCCAUUUGUGAAUUGUUCCCUAAUGUCCUUGUUUAAACAACAAAAAGGGCAACUCAAUUUGUUGAGGGUCUGUGUGUUCUUAAACUAGAAAUAAAAUUGGAAAUCUUUCAAAUUGAAGAAGGUAAGCUGCAUAUGCUCUGCUCAUGGGCUUCUUUUCAUUCUCUGUUAGAGACACCUUGGUAGAACAAACGGUCCGUAUAGAUUAAACAAAAACCCUCACUGCUGCCGUACGAAGUUGCCUACUGUGUGUGUCCAUUGUUGCCCUUCCUCGGGGUGUGGGGUUCAGAAAGGGGCGCCGUGACCUCAGAUUGUCGCUCUGGUUUCUGUACAGUCUUCAGGCCGAGGGACCUGUCUUGUGAGGAAGCCCCCUCUAUAAAGCAUAUUAUACGGAAUGGCUUGGUCAACUGUGUUCAGUUAUGAAAUAUGUUUUACAUUUUUAUCUGCCUGUUAUAAAGAUGAACAAAAAUUAUCUU
This is a messenger RNA of Mirounga angustirostris (Northern elephant seal), 6514 nucleotides long. It is a transcript of the gene ATP2B3, whose product is annotated as ATPase plasma membrane Ca2+ transporting 3. Gene Ontology annotation, molecular function: P-type calcium transporter activity; PDZ domain binding; ATP hydrolysis activity. NCBI's taxonomy places the organism in Eukaryota, Metazoa, Chordata, Mammalia, Carnivora, Phocidae. The coding region runs from base 141 to 3917 and encodes 1258 amino acids. Gene Ontology annotation, cellular component: plasma membrane; intracellular membrane-bounded organelle. Gene Ontology annotation, biological process: regulation of cytosolic calcium ion concentration; calcium ion transmembrane transport. The record is from RefSeq and is a predicted model, not a curated record. The transcript has 21 exons.